This is a messenger RNA of Closterium sp. Naga37s-1, 1827 nucleotides long. Lineage: Eukaryota; Viridiplantae; Streptophyta; Zygnematophyceae; Desmidiales; Closteriaceae. The record is from the annotation of a GenBank genome assembly.
AUGGGCGUCCCGGAUGCCAACACAGCCCGGCUCAACCAGGCUGGUGGCGGAAUGGCAGGGCGGGGUGGCAUCAAUGCUCCCAACGCUCACGUCUUUGGGCGGACCUUUAGAGGAUGGGCCGGCAGCACGGGGGUUCAAGGUGGCUCAGAGAGUGAUUCGUCUGGGGAUGAUGGUCCCGGUGGUACAUGGGGUGGAGCACGUACGCGCGGCAUGCCUGGCACGGACGCUUUUCAGUUUGGGGGGGCUGGUUUGGGUGUCGGAAGUGGGACAGGGUUCGGGGUGUUUGGGCCAAAUGGCAGCAGAGGCUUUGGCAAUGGCCGGAGUGAAGGGGGCUCAAGGUCUGCUGCAACAAGAACACGGUUCGGGUUGGAGAGUGGACAGGGUGUCGGUGGUAGUAGCAGCGCGCAUGGUGGCGGUGAUGGAGGCCCCAUUGCAGGGGUUGAGAUGCCUUAUUCUAGCAGACAGCGCCAUGGGGAGAACGAGCUAGGAGGCACUGGCAUCGACGGUUUGGCUCCCGGCGGCGUUGGGUUGGGAACGCAGGAGAGUACGGUUGGAGUUGUAGGGCUUGGGGCGGGGGUCUCUAGCUGGAUGGUGGCGGUGAUGGAGGCCCCAUUGCAGGGGUUGAGAUGCCAUAUUCUAGCGGAGGCCAGCUUGGGGCGGGGGUCUCUUGCUGGAUUCGCUGGGGUUGGUAAUGGGACGCAAAUGGAGGGCGCAAGCACCGGACAGGGGGCUGGUGAAAUGUUUGGAGGGUUAGGGGCGCGACAUGAGUAUGGAGUGGGAGGGGGAGGGGGUGGAACAGGGACGAGACGUGCGGGCCGUGGGACAGGAUCUGGAGGAGUUAUGGGAGGUGUUGGCAUGUGUGUGGGGACUGCAGCAGGAAUGGGGGGCUUUGGCUUGGGUAUGGGUGCUCUAGCGGGAUCUGGUGGGCUGGGCAUGGGUGUGGGUGUUGGCCGUGGGUUGGGAUCUGGAGCAAGAGUUGGAGGGGUGGGCAUGGGGGCGGGGACUCCAGAAGGCAUGGGUGGCUUUGGCAUGGGGCCAUGGUUCGCUACAAACAUAGGGAGUGGCUUUCGUUAUGGCAGCGUGGGCAUGGGCCUUGGAAGCGGGGGACGCGACCGCGAUGAGGGUGUAGGUGCCAGGGUGGGUGUCGGUGCUGGGAGUACGGGACCUGCUAGAUGGUUUGCCGGAGAAGGUGGUGGUGGUGGAUCACCGAUUGGGGGUGUGGGCGCAGAUGGACGAAUCCUCGUCGCACCAGGUCGUGGUGAGGGUAGAGGUGCCGGGCGUGGUGCGGGGCAUGGAGCUGGAACUGGUCCAGGGCAUGGAGCUGGGAGUGCUGCUGUGAGCGGAGCGGAGACAUUUGCUGGGACAGGGGAUGGGCUCGGUGCUGGAAGAGGUGCUGGGAGUGUGGCUGGUCGUGGCGACAUGAGAGGAGCUGGGUGUGGUGCUGGGAGAGGAGCUCGGGGUGGUGCUGGGAGAGGUGGUAGGCGAGGUGCCGGGAGAGGUGCAGGGAGAGGUGCUGGGAGAGGUGAUGGGAGAGGUGCUGAGAGAGGUGCUGCUGUGAGUGGUGCUGGGAGUGGUGCUGUUGAGACUAGUGCCGGGCGUGGUGCUGCUGAGAGAGGUGCUGCUGGGCAUGGUGCUGGGAGUGGCCCUGCUGGGCAUGGUGCUGGGCGUGGUGCUAUUGGGCAGUGUGCUGGGAGUGGUGCUGGGAGUGGUGCUGCUGGGAGUGGUCAGCGGUGUUUGGAGCUGGGAGUGGUGCUGCUGGGGGUGGUGCUGGUCAUGGAUCUGGGAGUUGUGCGGGAUUGGGUAAGACGUGUUGUUCCUGUUGUGUAG